Messenger RNA from Fusarium coffeatum, 1398 nucleotides. RefSeq lists its product as uncharacterized. The coding region runs from base 1 to 1398 and encodes 465 amino acids. The record is from RefSeq and is a predicted model, not a curated record. Lineage: Eukaryota; Fungi; Ascomycota; Sordariomycetes; Hypocreales; Nectriaceae. The transcript is spliced from 4 exons.
AUGGGUCUACUUGAAUUGCUGCGCAGGACAUCAGCACGUCAUUUGGGAUAUUGCUGCGCUGGCGACAAUGAGUCUGACAAAGACGAGAAACCUAUUAUCCAGUACCGUGAUUACGCUGCAGAGCAGUUUGACCAUCUCCUUUCCAGGUUUCUUAGAGAUCCUGAGUGUCCUGAAGAGUGGAGGUCUCAGUACACUUCUGAUUUCGGGGUAAUGAGACGAGACCUGUCUCAACCUCGCGGACUGGACCAAAGUGCAGUCCUGUCUGCUCUCGUCCCCAUUACAGCCACUUUAAUCGGGGCUGAGAUCGCUCGACGGGACAUGGUAGAUAUUUGGCGGAGGAACAUGCGACAGUCUCGCUUCCGAGACACAGCUGCUAAUAUCAGCACUUUGCAUAAUGCGGUGUUCCCCGGGGGUAACAUCAGCGGCGGUCCCGCGCGAAGUCCUACUCUUGUGGCCAUUGAGUCAUUGUGUAAUCUUGGCGAAUCUAGUGAGGGUAUGGAAGAUGUUGGAAGCCUUGAAGAGGCUCUAUGCGAGAUUCCUUCACCCGCCGGUCCCGGAUCUGACAAGCGGCACCUUCUUGAAGCUCGAAGACUUAAUUUGGUCGGUGCGCCAACUAUUGCGACCGCCCUUGACGGAAUCAACAACGGUCAGUUAAGUUUACAUUACAUGAGAUGGCUUGAGAGCAGAGAUCCCAACGACCCAGGCCCCCCAACCCAGGUCAUCCUGGAGAUAGGCUUCUGGAUUGGACCAGAUCUCGGAAGACGACCAAUCACAGCGAUUCAAGAUCGCUUCUCUGAUCCAAAUCACAGCCAGGAUCGCGAUCGAUGGAUUGUUGUCCAUCUCCACAUCCCGUUAAGCGAGAUGACCUUCAGGAUCGGUUCGUUCGACUGGGAGAUCGGUGUCUCUAGUUUUGGCAUGUACCACAGCCAGGGCACACAACUUCCUGAACGCCCUGUUCAUACUGGAGUAACACUGCACCGUCGAGCUCAAUGGAGAUUUACCGAUUCAUACGCAAACGGUCGUUACAACAGAGGCGCGAUGAGAAACUACAACAUUCGCAUGGAACCUUUCAACUGUAACUACGUCAAUCAGCGGAAUCGUGGUCUAUGGUAUCCAAGUCAUGACUACUCGAGGUCACUUGAGACUCUAAGAGAAGAGCAUCGUUCAACUUCCAUGGCUCGAUCGAUCAAUAGAUUUGGUCUCUGGCUUCGCGACCAAGGAACGUUCUCCCCGCAGAAUUUGGCAAGAAUCUGGCCUGAUAUCUUGAUCCAGCAAGUGCCCAAUGACCACCAGUCCAACUGGGGUCAACUCUAUUACAGACCAGCCCCUGGGGCCUUUGAUCAGAACUGGUUGCCCAGUGGCAAUGGCGCCGACGACCUCUCAGGGCCCUUUCAGUAA